Messenger RNA from Eleginops maclovinus (Patagonian blennie), 15622 nucleotides. RefSeq names its product bassoon (presynaptic cytomatrix protein) b (gene bsnb). Gene Ontology annotation, cellular component: GABA-ergic synapse; glutamatergic synapse; cytoskeleton of presynaptic active zone. Bases 1 to 11961 code for a protein of 3986 amino acids. The record is from RefSeq and is a predicted model, not a curated record. Lineage: Eukaryota; Metazoa; Chordata; Actinopteri; Perciformes; Eleginopidae. Gene Ontology annotation, biological process: presynaptic active zone assembly; protein localization to synapse. Gene Ontology annotation, molecular function: structural constituent of presynaptic active zone; metal ion binding. The transcript is spliced from 14 exons.
AUGGGGAACGAGGCCAGUAUGGAAGGGGAGGGACAGGCGGGACUGCCCGGCCCCGCCGUGCCUGCAGCAGGGGCUCCGGCUUCCAUUUCAGCACCACCGGACUCUGGACAGCUCAUCAAGCCGAGCAAUGGAGCGCCAGCCGGAGGAAGUGGGGCUGUACCCGGGCCGGGGAUUAACAGAGCACCUCCGUCAGAUCCAGGACCUAAAGCAGGAGUCCAGAGUGGUCAUGGGACAGGGGACCGGUUGGCCUCCCACGACACUCAUCAGCAUGCUGCGCCUCAAGGAGAGCAGGGCCAGGGUCAUGUUGCGCGGAAGAGUCUGCAUGUGGACGUGGGAAGCAGCAGGACGGGAAGGUCCCCCUCUGUGUCCCCGGACCGAGGCAGUGUUCCCACAUCUCCUUACUCUGUGCCACAAAUUGCACCCAUGCCUAGCAGCAAGCUGUGCCCGGUCUGCAAAACCACCGACCUGACGGGCACCGGGGACGACAAGCCGACCUAUAACACCUGCACACAAUGCUGCUCCAUGGUGUGCAACCAGUGUGGCUUCAACCCCAACCCCCACCUCACAGAGGUACAGGAGUGGCUAUGUCUGAACUGUCAGAUGCAGAGAGCGUUGGGGAUGGACAUGACCACACCACGCUCCAAGAGUCAGCAACAGAUACACUCUCCUUCUCAUGCAGCCAAACCAGAACUUAAGCCUGAUACUCAGCCUACACCCCAAACACAGCCCCCUCCACAGACGCAGCCCCCUCCUCAGACCCAUCCUCAAGCCCAGGCCCAUCCUCAAGCCCAGGCCCAUCCUCCAGCCCAGUCCCAUCCUCCAGCCCAGGCCCAUCCUUCAGCCCAGGCCCAUCCUCAAGCCCAGGCCCAUCCUCCAGCCCAGGCCCAUCCUCAAGCCCAGGCCCAUCCUCCAGCCCAGGCCCAUCCUCAAGCCCAGGCCCAUCCUCCGGCCCAGGGCCACCCUCCAGCUCCUGGCCCUACCAGACAGACAGGUCCUGGUGGCCCAGGUCAGCAACAAGUUAGACUCCCUCCAGGGGCAGUCGCUCUCCCCGGUAUGGCCAAGGCCCCAUCUCAGCCUGAUCUGUCCCACAACUCUCCCGCCCAUCAUCCCCAGCACCCCCGCCAGGAUCAGACUCGCAGUGCGGGGAGCUCCCCUUCGCGGCAGCCGCCGCCUCCAGAGCAGACUUUUGGGAAGUUGUUUGGUUUUGGUGCUUCUCUUCUUAACCAAGCCAGCACUCUCAUAUCUGAGACUACUCAACCCCAACAACCGCCCCCCAAAACAGCGCCCAAACCAGGAGGAACUCAUGGUCCAGGGCCUGGGGCGAGUAAACCCUCAGGACCCCAGCCCACACAACAAGGGCCUCGAGGCCCUGCUGAGCAGCAACAACAGCACGCUUCCCCGGAUGCCUCUAAACCUAAAGCUUCUUGUCCUCUCUGCAAGACAAACCUCAACAUCGGGAACACAGCAGAGCAGCCCAACUACAACACCUGCACACAGUGCCACCAGCAGGUGUGCAACCUGUGUGGAUUCAAUCCAACUCCACACCUCGUCGAGAAGAAAGAAUGGCUGUGCUUGAACUGCCAGACGCAGAGGGCUCUGUCAGGAAGCCUGGGAGAUACUCCAGCUCCUGUUGCACAACCCGUGGGAUCCCCCCGCUCACCUGCUACAGCCAAUCAACAGCCACCUCAGCAGAAAGGGCCAAAUCAACUUUUGGGGCCUAGGCCCACAGGCCCUCAACAACAGAAACCACCGGGUCCCCAAGUAAGUGGCCCUGUCUCUCCUGUGAAACAAGCUGGGCCUGCCCCUCAUGCCAAGGGGCCAAGCCAAGCUUUCCCUCAAAUCAAGGGCUCUGCCCAACCUAAGGGUUCAACUCAGCCACCUUCCCAAACUAAGGGUCCAACACAACCCUCACCUCAGAGUAAAGGUCCUCAAAAUAAAGGUCCUAAUCAAUCAAAUGUUCAGAGUAAAGGCCCUAUUCAGUCUGCUAACCAGACGAAGGGCCAAAACCAAGCUAAAGGGCCAACUCAGACAAAGGGGUCUGCUCAGCCCUCUGCUCAGACCAAGGGCCCUUCUCAUCCCCCUGCUGCCAAGGCCCCCCCUGGUAAAACUUCCCCUAACCAUGCUAAGGCCACUCCCACCCCAUCAAAAACAGCACCUACUCAGUCCAAACCCACAGGUAACAACCAAGCCCGCAAACAGACGCAGAGCCAGGAGAAGACUAAAGUCACAUCUAAAUCUCUAAAAGAAGACAUCAAGGCCUCACCAAAGAAGGCCUUGUCAGAGACUGUCACUUCACCAAAAGACAUGAAGAUAGUCGACGAUACACAGAAGUCAAGACACCAUGAAGAUUACAACAAAUCAAGUACACAGAGUCUAAGUGACACUGGAUACUCCUCGGAUGGGAUCUCCAGCUCUCAUGGGGAGAUUACAGGACAGAUCGUGGAAGAAGGAAUCAAGCUCAGUGGUGCCUCCAUCCCCUCAGAAAUCAAAAAGCUAGAGAGCUCCAUGAAGCCUCUACUGGAGUCAAAGUCAUCAUCAAACAGGCCACACUCACUGUCUGUAGGGCAGGGUCGGGACUACAAUCCUGAUGAUGAUGCAGCAAGGGAUGAAUCAGAGGAUGACCUAAGUUGUAAGCUUCGUCAUGAUUAUGUAGAAGACAGCAGCGAAAGUGGUCUCUCACCAUUGCCGGUAAGACAAAAGAAGACCCAUAAAGAGUUAACAGAUGAGGAGUUCAUGAGGAGGCAAAUUAUGGAGAUGAGUGCAGAUGAAGAGGAAAUGGAAGAACAUGGAAACCAAAAGCCAAAAAGGGGACAUAAAGCAAGUGGAGAUGUAAGCAAAGAGAGACGACGACUCUCUCAACAAUCUAAUAGUUUUGAGGACGACACCAAGGCAUCAGCGGCAAAUGAAGAGGAAGAUGUUGUAAUGGCCGGAGGCCUGCGCCGAUUUAAGACCAUUGAGCUAAAUAACACCAACAGCUACAACCGAGACAUGGAGCUCAGUACAGAGCAUGACCUAAGAGAACCAGAGCUAGAGAUGGAGAGUCUGACUGGUUCUCCUGAGGAGCGGUCUAAGGGAGAAUAUUCAUCAACCUUACCUGCAACCACUCCCAGCUACACCUCUGGAACUUCCCCUACAUCUGUGUCCUCCAUGGAGGAUGACAGUGACAGCAGCCCUAGUCGUAGGGCAAAACUAGAGGAGGCAAAGCAGCAGAGAAAGGCUCGACAUCGGUCACAUGGGCCACUGCUGCCAACCAUUGAGGACUCAUCUGAAGAAGAUGAGCUCAGAGAAGAGGAAGAACUACUAAGAGAACAGGAGCAGAUGAGAGAUCUAGAGCAACAGAGGAUUCGAAGUACUGCUCGAAAAACAAAAAGGGAUAAAGAGGAGCUUCGGGCACAGAGACGCAGGGAAAGAUCCAAAACUCCACCUAGUAAUCUCUCACCUAUUGAGGAUGCAUCACCAACAGAAGAACUGAGGCAGGCUGCAGAGAUGGAGGAACUUCACAGAUCGUCAUGUUCUGAAUACUCGCCAUCUAUGGACUCGGAGGCAGAGGGCUAUGAAAUGAUUGGUGGAAAGCUUUACAAAUCAGGAAAUGAAUAUAACCUUCCAACAUUCACAUCACUCUACUCUCCUACCGAUAAGACAUCAGCAACCUCACCAUCUGAUAAAACACUAAAAAGUGCAGAGGAAGUCUAUGAGGAGAUGAUGAAGAAAGCACAGCUAAUGCAGAGGCAAGGAAAUACAGUUAAUCAGCAAAAAGGGCCUUAUCAGCCUGACAGUAAACAUAAACUUGAAGCGGGAACAGUAUUAACCCCUGGGUCAAGCCCAACACAGGUAACUGCACCCAUGUCGUUUUCCACAACAGGGAGUGAUCCAAGAAUUCCAGGAAUGCAUGCAGCACAGCAUCUAUCAAAAGAAACACAAAAUAGGAUGAUGACACAGAGUGCCAAAAUUGAAGGUGUUGUUGGUGUUGCCACAACCAAAGCCCAAGUCAGUCAGACUGCCACAGCUCGACAGGCAGGUAGCACAGGGCCUGCUAGCAACAGAGCAGGCCCCCAAAGGCCUACACAGGCAUCACCUGACUCUGCAGCAUCGUCCCUAACCUCCAAAGUGUUCUCCCUUUUCAAAGGUCCCAGCCCCCCAGUCUCCCCCAGCGCUUCUCCAGCACAAAGCCCAACACAUACGCCACCUGUAAGACCCACUAGUAGUAGUGGCAGGCAGUUGCCAUCUUUGCCUGGUGGUCCUACCUCGGCUGCAGCAACCCAUGGAGCACAGGUACCUCAAAGGGCAAAUUCCCCUCGUCUUGCACGACAACAGUCCUCCCAAGAUUCACCAGUGAUGGUGAUUACACUAGGCUCUAAUACAACUAGUCCUGCCAAGCCAAUCACUGUAAAUUCUUCCACUUCCCCUUUGUCAUCACCCACACAAAUCAGUGGUAAAACUUUAUAUAGCUCCCAUCCCCCUUCAACAAGUUCCCCAACAUCACCACAAAUGCACCCAUCCCAAAGGUCUCCUAAACAUUCUUCACAGAUGGCUCAAAAUGUUGAAAAAGUUAAUGUUGGUAUGAGCACUGUAACUGCAAGUCGUGGAUCUAUGGAAAACAUAUCUCUGGGCCAAAUCUCAAAUAUUCAAGGCUCUUCAAUAAUUGAGUCUCAGGGUCAAAUGUAUCCAAAUACCAACGUGGUGGAUCUGAGAGCCCCAAUGAGGCCAGCUCCAAUUAUAAUGACAGACAAAGGCAUGGACUUAACAUCCCUUGCCUCUGACACAAGGAGAUACUCUUUAGGAGGAGAGCAACCAUCUGGUCGACACACAGCAGUGCAACCUCUUAUUAUGAACCUGAAUGCACAAGAGCAACCACACAUAUCUGUAUCAACACCGACCACAGUUAGUGUCACAGUUGCAGGUUCUAUGUUCAUGUCCCAACCCAAGCAACAAGUUGUGUAUGGAGAUCCUUUGCAAAAUCGUGUGGAUUUGGGCCAGGGUGUUGGAUCGGCUGUGUGUUUAACCCAGAGCAAGCCACCGAUUACUGACCCAUCCAUUCCCAAAAUUGAUGCAUGCCUGGAGAACCUGGGCAUACAACAGCAACAACUGCAGUUACAGCAGCAGAAACUCCUGCAGCAGCAACAGCUUCUUGAGCAGCAGCUCCAGCAGCACCACCAGCAAUCUUCUUUUGCUCGUUACAAUUUAGCGAAUCAGGUCCAGCCACUGCUGAUGAAAAAAGACCUUGUAGUAAGCCAGACAAGCAGUGCCCAGCCUGCAGUGACUGCAAGUGCCAUUCCUAGAGUAUCCCCGCUGGCUCCACAGGCAUUGUCUGGGGUUCUUGCUUCUAAUGCUCCCCAUGAAGUCUAUAGUGGAGAUGCCUUAGAGCUUAAAAACAAACCAACAGUAAUGAACUUGUCGACAGGUAAGCCCCAUGUUAUGAUGGUGCAACUUGAUGAAAGCAACACAUCACAGGUCGGCACAGUGACUCAGCUAGUAAAGAGAGAGGAACCUCCUCCCCCUCCUCAGGUUUUGGAUCUCACUGGUCAGAUAAAACCAGAAAACCAGGUGGCUUGUUGUGAUGUUGUUUACAAAUUGCCCUUUGCCGGCUCAUGUUCAGGGUCAUUCACUCAGAAGCCUACAAAUGUAUCCUCAGAUAAAACCCCCACCACUGAAACCCCCCAAGCAAACCACCCUCCCUACCCACCACAAUACAAUGUCAGCCAACAACAGCAACAACGACAACAACAACGACAACAACAACAACAACAACAACAACAACAACAAAAGCCUCACGCCACACAAGCAGUGGCAGAGGAACAUAAGCCAUAUCCACCACCCAUAGUCCCCUCAGGAAGAAUUCAACCUUCAAUGUCCGAUACCAAUCUGCCCUCCAUGACUGAAGGUGGUCACUAUCAGAGUAAUAUCCAGGGGGGUAUGGCAGUAGAUCUUAGCAGCAUGAAUCAAGGUUAUGAUGGUGGAUACCUUGGCAUUGGAGCACAGUAUGGAUCUUACACAGACUUGCGUCACCAAGGAGAUUUAGCAGGCCCUUCAUUACCCCUUCGCCGAUAUGGCUCCAUGUCAAAUAUCAAUUCCGACUAUGCCUACAGUUCACAUGAUCAAUCAGGACCACAGGACUCAAAUCUGGCCCAGUACAGUGCAACCACUGCCAGAGAAAUCAGCCGCAUGUGUGCAGCUCUUAACUCUGCGGACCAGUAUGGAAGCCGGUAUGGUAAUAACCCCGAAUUCUUGGCAUAUGGGGCUGGUGGGGGUGGACCUUUAGCUAGGCUAAAUCUCCAGCAAAGCUUAGCCUCUAUAAGAGCAAACCUUCUGUAUGGCCCAGAUGGAAGACCAACAGCAAAUGGCCAAACACUAACAAAUCUAAUAAAUGCUAGACAAGCAAGUAUACGUGCUUUGUACCCUGCUGCUAUGAGAGGAGGUGAUGGCAUGAUAUAUUCCACCAUUAACACUCCCAUAGCCUCCACCUUGCCAAUUACUACCCAGCCUUCUUCUGUCAUGCGUCCUAUGCCUAGAGGAAUUUACAGACCAUACCCGACAGGUGUGACUGCUGUACCAUUGGCUAGCCUUACCAGGUUGCCUCAAGUGUCUCCCAGAAUGCCUCUGUCUACACAGGGAAUGUAUUCCUACCCUCCUCCAAAUCAGUAUCCUACUUCAGUUACACCAUCAGGAAGUGUGCCUGAUGUAAACAGCUUACACCAGGAAGCUCCUGUGUACCUUGGAAAGAAUUUAACAACAGUUGCUGCACAAACAGCUGCAGCCAUUCCAACCACCCAAGCUGCGGCUCACUUAGGAGCACAAAAUGUACCAGCAUGUAAUAUGCAGACUAUGGCAGAUCAACAGACAGAUCGGACUCACUUUACCUCACAGAGUGUUGCGUCCCUUUCUCAAGCUCAAGGCCAACCUCCAUCUGUCCAGCCAGUGCAGGCUCAAAUGCAGCUACACCACCUACCCAGUCAAACUGAACCUUUAUCUUUGACUCAAACGCAACCUCAAGGACAACCCAUCAGUCAACCUCAACCACUGCCACAGGUUCAACCAGAGACACCACACGGCACUGCCCUGGCACUGAGUUCCCAACUUUCUCCCCCCACGGAUGCUCAGUCAAGUAAGGAAAAUGAAAGAUUGAGCCAGCAACAAGAACAUGCGCUGCAGCUAGAGCGAGAGCGGGUUGAACUAGAGAAAGUACGCCAGCUACGCCUUCAUGAGGAGCUUGAAAGAGAUCGCAUUGAGCUUCAGCGACACAGAGAAAAAGAACAACAAAUUGUUCAGCGUGAAAUUCAGGAACUGCAGACAAUCAAACAGCAAGUACUACACCAACAGCAGGCAGAACGGGAAACACAACUAAUCAUGCAAAGAGAACAACUGGCCCAGCAGAGAAUGCAGCUAGAACAAAUUCAAUCUCUGCAACAUCAGCUGCAGCAGCAGUUGGAGGAGCAGAAAAGACAAAAGACGGCAGCAGCAGAGGCAGCAGCUGUGGCAGCAGCAGAAGCAGCCACCGCAUCAGCAGUGGUUGCCGCAGCAGCAACAUCUGCUAAGAGUGCUAUACAAGGAGUAGUUGUUGGAGGAGGGCCCCCUCAAGGUUUCAUUAUUUGUGACCAGAGUGGUAGGGUUAUUCAGCAAGAUGCACAGAGUGUUCAAUUUUGGCAGGAUGGACAAGUGGUCCAAGCCAUGGUAGCUGCUCGACCUAUUCAAAGUUCAGCUUCUGAGAUGUCUUUGAGAACCACUGACAAACAAGCUGAUUCCAAGACAAUGAAAAAGCAAAAUUCCAUGCCGCGGCUGAGAGAUGGCUCGGAGGACGACUCUGGGAAGAAGAUUACAGACAGCUGUGUGCAAACAGAUGAUGAAGAUGGAGAGGACAGAUUCAUGAACAGACGUAGGAGAACAAGGCGUAUUGCAGACUGCAGUGUGCAGACUGACGAGGAGGACCAGGGAGAAUGGGACCAGCAGCCAGUGAGGCGCAGGCGAUCACGUGUAUCCAAGCACUCUGAGUCUAGUGGUGAGGCUAAAUCAGAACCAUCAUCUAAAGUGGCUUCUGCAAGUAUAGCUAGUCAGACCACGAACGAUUCAUCAUGCCAAACAGAGCCUGACCAAUUAGGAAGGAAUUCGCCUGCAAUCCACAUAACAAUGGCAGAGACCUCAAAGGUUGACCUAUUACAUUACAUAGCGGCCCCUGAAAGGACCCACAAAGGAGAGAGUCUUGCUUGCCAGACAGAACCAGAGUCUCAGUCACAGGGUGUGGUUGCCCCUCAGUUGAGUGUCCCUACAACUAUUAGUCCGUACUCCACAAGUCUACAUAUAGUAGGUGCAAACACAUCUGAUCCAACCUCUCCUAGACUCCAAGGAGUUGCUAAGUUCGAGAGGAGGAAACCAGACCCACUGGAAAUUGGGUAUCAACAAAAUGAGUCUCCAUCCCGCCAGCCCCCCAAAUCUCCCCAGGUGCUAUACUCCCCUGUAUCUCCAUUGUCUCCUCAUCGCAUGCUGGAGACAACAUUUGCCUCCCAGGAGAAACUAAACAAGGCCCAUGUCACACCACAGCAGAAGGCCUUCACUGCUGAAUCACCCCAGCGUCACCAAAGCCUACCAAGACCCAUAAAGAGUGUGCAGCGGUCCAUGUCGGAUCCAAAGCCUCUCAGCCCAACAUCAGAGGACCCUGCCAAGAACAGGUUCUCCCCAUAUCAUCAGCAAGCUGUGUCCAACAGUCAGCAGAUGGCCUCCCUGCAGCAGCAGCAGAACUCUCUGAUGAGGAAAAUAAAGAGGACUCUCCCCAGCCCCCCUCCAGAGGAGACUCCGCUCCCCAUUGUCACUCCAGCACAAAUGUACAGCUCCCCUGGCAUGCCCCAGAGGGUCCUACCGAGACCUGCCCAGGGAGUCACCAAGGCCGGCCUGCUGAGUGAACUGAAAGCUGUGGAACAAGAGUCAUCAAAGCUUCGUAAGCAGCAGGCUGAACUGGAGGAAGAAGAGAAAGAGAUUGACGCCAAGCUACGUUACUUGGAACUGGGGAUCACCCAGCGUAAGGAGACCAUGGUGAAGGACAGAGAGAGGAGGGAGCUGGCUUACUUGAGGUGUAUGGGUGAUGCACGGGACUACAUGUCUGACAGUGAGCUCAAUAACCUCAGGAUGGUAGCUGCAACAGGAACCUUUGAUGGUAAUGGUCUGCUGACAAGGCCCAGCACUGCACCAUUGAGCCAGUUCACCAAUGACCUGAAUGCAACCUCCCAGUAUCCCUCAACCUCAUCCUAUAUGACUUAUCCAUACCCUCAAAGUCAACCAUCAACACAGCAGCCAAGCUCUGCUUACCAACAGAUAGGUUUCCAGCCUCCUCAGUACCCUUCAUCCUCUGCACCUCAGCCAGGAACGUUCCAGCCCCAUCCCCCACCAGGCCCAGGCUACCAGAACCAGGGAACCUACUCCAAUCGCAUGUAUGCCCAGACUACCUACCAGGCAGAUCUUGGCAUGCAGCAGCAUGGUCACCAGGGCUUCCACCCACCCGGUCAGCCUAUGCCAGGCCAGAGCCUUCCUUACCCCAGCCAUAGCUCCUACCAGCCUGUACUCUCCUACCAGCCUCAGGCAGAUAUCCUUACAGUCCAUCAAAGACCUCGGCAAACCUCUUUGGCUGAUCUUGAGCAAAAACUUCCCACCAACUAUGAAGUCAUCAACAACCCAUCAGUGUCAGUGGCCACAUCAGCUCCAGAUACUAACUAUGGGUCAGUCUACAGCAAUGCAUAUGGACAGUACCGCCCCCCAGAGCCUGGGCUGACUCACUCUGUGGACAGCCCCACCUCUGCUUAUGCUUCAGAAGGAGUCUACACCUCUAACCUGGAGCAGAACAUUCCAAGGAACUACGUUAUGAUCGAUGACAUCAGUGAGUUGACAAAAGACAGCUCUGGCCAACCUACUGAUGCUCUAGGACAUCCUGUGGGUGGGCGGUAUCGCAAUGAGAAUGGCCCAGCACGUGGGAGUGCCUAUGGUAGACCAGAGGAUGAGCCUGUUGACGCUUAUGGUAGGCCUACAGGAACAACAGGGUACCAGAGUACAGUGGAAAGUCGCACAAGCACCACAGUAAGUGGCAGCUCUUCCUAUUACUAUGAUGAUUAUAAACACCCAUCACGGAGCAGCUCCAGUAGCCACAAACUCACACCCAAGAAUCUCGCCCCUGCAGUUGUCUCUUCUAAACGUAGUAAGCACAGGAAGCAGGGAAUGGAGCAAAAGAUUUCUAAAUUCUCCCCUAUUGAGGAAGCAAGGGAUGUUGAAUCAGACCUUGCCUCUUACACUAUGACAACAUCAACAGGAGGCAGCUGUACAGUUGUGUCCAGAUCCAAGAAGCCACAGGACGAUGUCACAUACGGGAUGAAGAAGAAUGCAUACGACCAGCAGAAAUAUUACGGCACCAGUCGUGAGGGUCUUGAGGAGGAAGACCGCAUGUACAGCUCUGGUAGGUCCAGGUCUACCGGAUAUGGCAUGGAUAAGAUUUCGUCCAGAGAUGCCACUGGUCACAGAAGUAAAUCCUACGAGAGGGACGCCAUGGAGCGGUCUCAGAGAACCAGCCGAAGCGGAAGGCCUCCUAUGCGCAGCCAGAAUUCAGAAGAGGAGAGUCCACUUAGUCCGGUUGGAAAGCCUGUGGGCAUUGGAAGAGGCUCUGGCAUACCUGAAGCCCAUGAUGUGAGGAACCAGUAUGGCUCCAGCCAUUCACUGCCAGAUGUGCAGGACCAUCAUAAGAAGGACCUGCCUAGGAGUCAUGUCUAUAAACCAGAUGACCCUUACCUCGUAGAUGACAUGCACUGUGCUGUUUCUGACAGUGAAGCCUAUCAUUUGGGCCAAGAGGAGACUGAUUGGUUUGAGAAGCCACGGGAGGCCCGUUCUGAUCGCUCAAGACAUCAUGGAGGUGGAGGUCACUCAUCCACAGGUAGGCGUGGUAAACACACCUAUCAUGAUUAUGAUGAACCUCCAGAGGAAUACUGUCCCCAGGAUGAGUACAACCAACAACGCCACCCCUCUUCCACAACACCACGGGAUCACCGUCCACACGGCAGCAGCUCCGGCAGACACAGCUCUUCUCGCCACUCCUCAGAGGAUCCCCGGUCAUCCCGUUCUUCCAGGGCACACCCCAAAGACCCAUCCGUCCGCCCCGAAGGCAGAGGCUCUUCGACUGCACAAAGAAGGAGUGGUCCAGACUCCCGUUCUGCACAGGGAAGCCCACGAAACUCGGGCGACUUUUCACGCGACCCAGCCUCCAGUCAUCACCACGGCACUGGGGGAAGGAGUCAGAGACCCCCAGGAGACCGCACAUCCUCCAGAAGGCAAGAGCCUUCAGCUGCAGGGCCUAAAACACAACAGCAGCCGCAGCAGCCGCAGCAGCAGCAGCAGCAGCAGCAGCAGCCCUCUCAGGGCCAUGCUGGGCAGCAGCGGCCAGGUGGUCAAGGCCAGUCUGGGAGACAUCCAGGCUCCGAACCUAUCGAAGGAAGCCAGCAGCAGCAGCAGCAGCAGCAGCACCAGCAGCAGCAGCAACAACCCCAGCAGCACAGUCAGACCCCUCAGAGCAGCCAGCUUACAACAACAACCACAGGUGCUGGACCGGCACAGCAGCAGCCCAAACCCGGCCAAGCCCCACCGCAGGGACGACAGCCAGGAAUAGGGUCUGCGGCAGGGCAGCCGACCACCACAGCGGCAAAAGUGGAUGCUACACCUGCAGCAGCAGCCACAGGAAUAAAACCUACAACAGGAGGCCCAUCAGCACCUCAACCUACCAAAAUUGCUACACCUCCUCUUACAGGCAUUGGCUCCAAGGCCCCCCCUGUUGGGAUUGGUAGCAAACCCGUUGUCAUAGGCAAUGCUGCAGCAGGACAAGCUCCCGCUGAAGGGGACAACGUUCUAACUAAAAUCCUGCAGGGAGGGGCAGCAGAGCAGGCUGGAAAACUGGGAGAUGCUUUGACUGGCCUUGGGAAGAAGUUCACUUCAUUUUGGUGAACUUAAGAGAGGAUGGUUGCAGAGUUAACAUGAGAUGGAUUGGUAACUUUGUACUUGAAAACCUAUGAAACUGCAUUAAAUACAUUUCACCAUACAGAAGCAACAGAGAAAGAGACAUCCUGCAUCAAGCUGGAUUUAAAAGAUGACUUGUCAGCACUGAAUUCCCCAGACAUGGGCACACGAUUGAAGUUAAUUAAAUACGGGUGAUCGCUUCGUCAGCACGGUGUUUCAAGACAUGAGCAGAGGGCUGAGAUGCCUGAAAGAAUGAUGAUUGAGGAGACGUCAUAUGCCUCAUUGGACCAAUGGAAGAACAAUCAAUAAUGAGGAUGUGGAGAAGCAGAGUAGAGAGGGGGAAGGGGGACUCAUGGUCUGCUUCCCCCUCUCUUCUGUUUGAGAAAGCCCCCUAGGAUUUUUCUGACAGUAAAAGGCCCGUUAACUGAGGUACCUGGAUAUCAUGGGAGAGAUUCAGCGUAUUUGGUCGUGCAUGGCUCUAAAAAAACAGUUCUGUAAAGGAAGCCCUACAGCGCCCUCUACAGGAAUGUUGAUAGAACGCCACUCAUGUCUGAGGAGUACACAUCUGGCAAGGAUAUUUGAUUUUUUUAUUGACUUCUUCACAGCCUCUUCAUGCAAAACAACGUGAAAAAAGAAGACACAUUUUCAUAGGUUUUCCUCGUAUCAAAGAUACCGAUCUUUACCCACAACAAUGACACCACAUACCUGGAGUAGACGAGGUGUAUCACGGCAAUGACAACCAACUUAAUGACUCCACUACAAUUCUUGAACGCUUGGUUUCUCUGAUCUCUGCAGUACAUUCCAGUAUAGGGAAUUUGACCCUUUCUUUGAAUGUGUUUUUAUUUCUCCUAUUCUCCUUUUGUUUGAUGUCUACAGAAUGCAUUGCGUAAAUGUGGACAUGAGAAUGCACGCACAAAUAUUUGAAAAAAACAAAAAAAAACAAGUCCAUAUCAAUAUGUUUUCAACACCUAUGAGAUGCCACUAGUCGUCAGCUGUAGGUUUUUAGGGAAGGAAGUACUACCAGUGUGCCCACAAGUGUGAGAUUCACACUGAUGAGAGGACCAAACGAGAGAGUGGCCACGGCUUUUAAUUAGCCAUCGAAAAGCCAUCUUUAUAGUCAGCACCAGAGCCAACUAUAAUGCUCUGGGGCUGACUAUGAAAAGGAUAAAGCCCCAGAGGGGACUUUAUCUUUUUUAUUGAUUUGUCUCAUCUUUUAGUUUCUUUUCAUUUUUGCCUGAUAUUCACUGAAUGGAAGAGCCUUAUUCAGUACAUGUUUUUACUUGUAUACCUCAUAUGUUUUAAAAUGUCCAAGUCAUCAUGCAUUUCUUUUUACACAACUGUAUACUAUUGUAUGUACAUAAAACAAAUAAGAGUUCUAAUUAUGUAAGUUUUUCAUUUGUGUAUUUAUGGAUUCACUCUCCAGUGAGUUUUUUGUUUUGUGUUUUUCUUUGGUAAAACUUUAUAUUUUUCACUUUUUAUUGGUUCUAAUCUGUUUUCUUGCAUCAAAUAAUUUGCUUGUUGAUUUUAAAAGCAAUAGCAUGCAGAAAAUGGUAUAUAGCACAAAUGUGUAAAUGUUAUUUGAAUUAGUGAUGGGAAAUAUCAAACACUUCUGUCGAUAAAUAGCCGUAAUACAAUUUGUCAAAGGGUUUACAACCACAGUACCAUGUCCAGAGGUGCAUGUUAUGUGCAGACGCAUAAGAGCAUGCAGGCAGGUACGAACACUCUCACACACUCUAUCUAUCUCUUGCAAACACAAAUGCACACACACAGACACUUUGCACAUCACACACUUUGCACCAUAGUUACACUUAAGAGCCAAGGUUAAUUGUGUUGUCCACCAAAUAGACCUGCUAAUCUCCUGCUGAUUAAUGAGGAUGAUCUCACUAACUAGCUGGGCCCACUGCCUCUAUUUCUGCAAACACACGUACACACACACGUACACACACACACACACUCGCACACACACUCGCACACACAGACAGACAGACAGACAGACAGACAGACAGACACACACACACACACACACACACACACACACACACGCAUACAGAUAAUAGAGAGGUUGAAAGCAAUUAUCAAUUCAAAUGUUCUAUGCAAUGACUCAUUUUGAACCUGGAAGUGAUUCUGCCCAAAACAGUUUGUAAUCAUCAUUGUAUUCACAAGAAAACAACAAAAGUAUGAACUAAAAUAGUAAAAAAAAAAGAAAGAAAAAAUGGUCAUGAAAAUGUUUUUACUUAGCAACUUGUCUGUAUGAAUUUGAAUAUUGAAUAUUGAACUAGAAUUGUUUUUAUUUUCGUGGCAUGUUUUGACCCCUCAUUCCCCACACAGGGGACUUGUUGCCAAAGGGUAAACUGUGUAGACUGUCAGUUUUGAAUGUCCACCAUCAUGUUGCUUUAAAGCAUGGGUUUGCUUGGCUUUGUCUGGCUGUUUGUAGGCCCUCAUUCAGUUUUUGUGCGUUUUGGCUGACCUGGGCUCCUCAGUGUUUGGCUUGCAGUGACUGUCUGUGCUGCUAUAAACCUGUGAUACAGAUGGCCAGCACUUCUCAUUAAUAAUUGUCAAUGUACAUAUUGGGUGUCAGUAUAACCUGUGGGUUGAAUGGAAUGCUUCUAAUGGAUAUUUCAUUGUUGAUGAAAUCACUCAGCAGCCAAGCCAUUGGAAAGGUGCAUGAUUAGAUCUUAUAUUCUUGGAAGUAUACCUGAAUAAAAAAAAAAGGUAAGGCAUGAUUACACCAAGGUUUGCCUAACGAACCUUGACUUUCACAGGCCAACGUAGAGAAUAUUGAUGAGUAAAAUGUUCAGCCAGUCGACCAAUCAGGGCAUGUCAUUGUCAUACAAAGCACAAGCCUGACUGGUAGCACUAGUUGCUCGAUGAAACGCAGAAAUAUGGAGGUAACUUAACAGUGCCUCCAACUGAACAGUGUAAGAUCUAAAUCAAAGCAAGAGGGGCAGAUGCUAUCUGGCAGAUAUGAGGUGCACGAGACAAAACAGCCUUCAGUGCAGCUGUCUGAUUGACUCACACACAUUCUUACUGUAAAUACAAAUUCAUUCUUCUGUACAGCUUUUGAGUUCUGAGUACGGCUGUCAUGUGCAUCCCCAUGCCGUAUUUGCUGCCAACUUUUGUGUAUAAAAAGAAUAUUUAUUACCACAAUAAUGAGGAUGAUCAUGAAACUAAUGAUAAUAAUGAUUAUUAUUGCAUAAGCAUAGUGUAUGUGGCUGACGUGUAUUGACUGUUUACAGCAGUGGAACAAAACGUGUGUUCAGAAACAUAUUCAGUCUGUGUAUAGUUUCUAUACAUAUUGUGUUUGUAAAACAAGAAGAAGGCCCCUCAGCAAUUGCAGAGCAGAACGCCUUUGUCAGGCAUCAGGAGGUCUUCGGUUAAAUUGAUAUGAUCUGCAAGGUGACGAGGGUAAAGGGAAGCAGUGGGAAAAAAAUGAAACAAAAAAUCUGGAAAAUGUCAUUCACUGUUGUAAGUGCAAUGGGCAAAACGUCAGUCGUGUAUCCAUUGUGAAACCUUGUGUUCUAUUCAGUGUAUUCCUGUAAACAGAUAGAGUAAAUUUUGGUGCAUCAUGUCAAGUAAUGUGAUUAAUGAAAAUAUUGACCCUGCAAUUUCCAAACAGAGAGAAGAAUAAAAAGAAAAGGAAUAUAUUGUG